AUGGCGUCACCGUAUGAGACGCAGAAGAAGCGUCCCCCACCCAUCGAGAUACCUCAAUCGUAUCCGCAACGCCAGAUUCCGGGCCCCAAUGCUUUUGCGAUUGCUGAGCGGGCCGCCGCCGAAGAGCAGCGAAGGCGAGCAGAAGGCGGCCAACAACUACCAGUGUCUUACUCGAGCAGACCAGGUCAUGGCGGUGAGCAACAAUGGGGGGCUUCCGCUGCUGAUGGCCCUUCAAGCCUAGUAGUCUCUUGCUCAAACUCGACGGCUUCCAAGCUAUCGACGAAAGGAAAUCACUCGAACCUGGUUGAUCACGUCCGCAAAUCGCCGCGGAAAUCAGCGUCCGUGACAAGCCGCUAUGAAUCAACAACGCAAUCUAAGUAUAAUGAACGGAGCUAUCCUAGCUUCACAUCUACUCAGAGGCAAUUCUUGGGUCUCCCCGAAGAAGCCACGUCAAGGGCUGAGAUCGAAGCACAGAAAGAGCGCAAGCUUUUCAAACUGAUGGGUCAAGUGCCUGACACGCCAACAGACGGUACUGCGCCUGCGUUGGACAACUAUGUGAGCAUCAACGACCUGAGACCGGGCAGGAUCUCUCAAGUGAGCAAGCAUUCAGAACAAGAGAUCGUCACUCGAAGCCCGAAGAAGAAGAUCUUCGGCGUGAGCAUACCAUUCUCUUCAAGGCCCGUUGUAAGCACUGGACCGACACCGCCGAUGCCCCUGAAAGCGGCCAGGUUGAUGGGAACGAGUCCAUCUGGGAAGAACAGGAAGUUCUCCCCCUUAGCAAGGAUGGCAGCUGGAGUUUCCGUACCGAGAUCGGAUACAUCCAAGUCUCUGCCUUCGAAGUUGUUCAAUCAACCCGUUCGUCACGGCCGUCGACGUAGCCCCGUGCAGUUGUCGCCUAGGGGUCGAACAGGCCGCAGGCCGUCUCCGCCAAAGUCCCCGGCGAAAGCGACCGUUUUCUCACAUGAGCAGACGCUCGAAGCGCUGACAGGCUCCGGAGAGGUUGAGGCUCCACCAAUUCCGCCGCGCAAAGAUUCACUACCUCCGCACAUUCGACAGCUUUUUCCUGAUCUUGAUCGUAAAAUCGAGGCUUUAAAAGCCAUGGAAAACAAAUCUCCUCCGCGCACCGUGAGUCAGCUUCUUCGACCGCCAACACCAGAAACGGAACCGGAGGACUUCCAUGACAGCGGCAUGAAGCUGUUUCUUCCUUCCGUCCUGGAGAUAGAUCCUAUUCCUUCAAAGGGUGGUGGAAGCCCCAGCAAGUACUGUCCUCCGGGUACCGCUGACAAGCCUGGGUUCGUUGAAGGUGAACCACUAUUCUCUGCCCACGGCGUUAUUGCGUACACAACUGAGGAAGACGAGCCGAGUCACAGCGCUCCGCUGAAGUCGCCGGACAACACCCCGCUCUCUGCUGUGCGUGCUGAACAUCGCAGUGCUCCAGCGACUCCGAUCACUGCAACCACCGCCUGGCUCCAUCGGAGGGCACCCCAGGCGGACGGCGCCCCGCCUGACCAACGUUCGCCGAAGCUGGAAUACCUUCUUCCUACUGUUUAUUCGCCACCGAAGCCUGCAGUCCGCAAGAGUGAGGCCCAGCAGACUGAGGAUCCCUUCCAGCCCACCGAUCGACCGAGAUCUGACACUCACACACUUUGUUCUGAGCGUGGAUCAAUCCCGAUUGUCUUCCAGGGCGACGUGAGCGAGAUUGAUCCACAUUCUGCUACAGCGAGGUCGGUUUCACACGCUGCAAGUGCAUCUCCCGUGCUUGCUCCCAAAACGUACGGCGACGUUAGCAGGCCCGAUCCCGCCGCGCGCAUCAUGGAGGAGCUGCGAAUCAAACCUCGCACUGACGGACCUGCGACAGCCCCCACGCAUGGCAUUCUUCAACCUGAGCACUCAUCUUCGCGACUUACAGACAUGCUGAACGGUAUGAGUCCUAGCAGGGCUGACUUUCACGGAUACGACUCGUCAAGUGCGGUCCCUAGUCCGUUGCACAGAACUCCACAGGCUACUCAGGGCGCAAUGGGUCCUCAGCAACCUGCUACCAACGUAUUCAUAUCCAAUACAGGUCGGACUCCAUCCGCAUUUCCUACUGCGCCUGUACCGCCUCCACCGAGGGCCGGGAUACCCCUACAUGACCACUUCUUCAUGACAAACGAGCAUAUCGAUGUGGUCGCCAUGUCUAUAUAUGACUGGGUGUCAAAUUGCAACGAUCAGGCCAGCAAGUCAGCAUCGUCCAAGCACGAGCAGCUCAGGACCACUAUUGAGCAGCGAUUUGAUGACAUUAAGUCGCAGAUCAAUUCUGUCGGUGAGAAGGCCGAUCAUAACGGCAACCAGAGUCACAAUCUCAGCGUUCAGCUGGACAAGCUUCGCGACUUCAUUAAGGCUGAGGUCGUGGAGCCUCUGACUGCGCAGACUGCGAAAAUGAACGCGAUGGACCAUGGCAUCAAGGAGCUCCAUAAGGCGGUGCAGGAUCUACAAUCACAGAGCCAGGCAUCUACAGCUACGUUUCCGUCUCCCCACCAGUCAAAAGAAUCGUUCGUCAAUUCGCGCUCGCAGCCCUCUUUCCCGCCCUUUUACGAUGCCAACGGCCCUGGCAACGGUCCCAUUCCUCCAGUGCCCUCAGGUCCACCUGGCUUUGGGCGUUUCGGGAAUAACACUCAGCUAGGCCGUACAGCCUAUGGUCGCGAGAGUAGGGAGAAUAGCAGCUACGCGUUUCCCAACACCGGCAACCCUUAUCAUUCUGCGGGUACUCCGUUCAUCAAUGCUUACGGAGGAGGGGGGUACCAGCAGCCGAUGAACAACUACCCUUCGGUGCAUGAUCAGCAGGCCUAUGGGUACAACCAAAGCCUGCCAAAGUGA
Molecule: messenger RNA, 2856 nt
Organism: Didymosphaeria variabile
Lineage: Eukaryota; Fungi; Ascomycota; Dothideomycetes; Pleosporales; Didymosphaeriaceae
Exons: 4
Coding region: 1-2856 (951 amino acids)
Source: RefSeq, a predicted model, not a curated record